Messenger RNA from Orycteropus afer afer, 1175 nucleotides. RefSeq names its product methyltransferase 2A, methylcytidine (gene METTL2A). The record is from RefSeq and is a predicted model, not a curated record. Lineage: Eukaryota; Metazoa; Chordata; Mammalia; Tubulidentata; Orycteropodidae. Gene Ontology annotation, molecular function: tRNA (cytidine-N3)-methyltransferase activity.
GCGUUAGGUAAAGGUGGCCGUUUCCGGCUCCGGUGUCAUGGCGGGCUCCUAUUCUGAAGGCGCACAUGCUGCUAACAGCGGAAAGAGGGAGCAGUUCGGAAGCCGGUUUUUGAACGACCCGGCGCACGUCUUCCACCACAACGCCUGGGACAAUGUGGAGUGGUCAGAAGAGCAGGCUGUGGAGGCGGCGAAGAAAGUCCGAGAGAACAGUGCCCAGCGAGUGCCCCAGGAGAAGCAAGUUGAUUAUGAGAUCAAUGCCCACAAAUACUGGAAUGACUUCUACAAAAUCCAUGAAAAUGGGUUUUUCAAGGAUAGACACUGGCUUUUUACCGAAUUCCCAGAACUGGCACCAAGCCCAAACCAAAAUCAUUUGAAGGGUUUGCUCUCAGAGAACAAGAGGAGUGAAAUACUUGAGUGUAGGAGCAGUGAGGAUGGACCUGAUUUAACAGAAGAACAGCAGGAGUGUUCUUCAAAGAGCCUUAGAGAGAAAAAACAGGCGCCUUCUGUGGAGAAGAAUGUAACUGAGAGACUCGGUCACUUGGAAAUUUGUGAUGAGUUUCCUGGAUCUUCAGCCACUUACCGGAUACUGGAGGUUGGAUGUGGUGUGGGAAACACAGUCUUUCCGAUUUUACAGACUAACAAUGACCCAGGCCUCUUUGUUUACUGUUGCGAUUUUUCUUCGACAGCUGUGGAACUGGUCCAGACACAUUCAGAGUAUGAUCCUUCUCGGUGCCUGGCCUUUGUUCACGAUCUGUGUGAUGAAGAUAAGAGUUACCCAGUGCCCAGGGACAGUCUCGAUAUCAUCAUUCUCAUAUUUGUUCUUUCAGCAAUUGUUCCGGACAAGAUGCAGAAGGCUGUCGACAGGCUUAGCAGGCUUCUGAGGCCUGGGGGGUUGAUGCUUCUGCGAGAUUACGGCCGCUAUGACAUGGCGCAGCUCCGGUUUAAAAAAGGUCAGUGUCUGUCUGAAAAUUUCUACGUGAGAGGUGAUGGCACCAGAGUUUACUUCUUCACACAAGAUGAACUGGACACACUUUUCACUGCUGCUGGACUGGAGAAAGUGCAGAACGUGGUGGACCAGCGGUUGCAGGUCAACCGGGGGAAGCAGCUGACCAUGUACCGAGUUUGGAUUCAGUGCAAAUACCGCAAGCCUCUGCUGUCCAGCACGGGUUGAGAGG